CCAUUCUUGCACAAUGGCUCAUCGAAGAAUGUUAUCAAACACAUCAUAUACGCCUGCGAAGAAAGAUUUCCUUGGCUUAAGAGUGGAGAGCUCGAAGCUAGAUUGCUCUGAUUUCUCACUAAAUUCUCACCUUCCAGCUUUACAGAAUGGAGAUGAGAAAAUCCAUCAUACCUCAGAGGUUCUGGGAGACCCUCUCAUCGUCAAAGGAAUGAAAGAAAUGAUAACAAAUUAUUGCACUGAUGUAGUUUCUAAACUAAAUGAUCCAGAUAUCAUAAUAAUUAAUAAAAAUAAAUAUGAAGAGCAGAGGCAGGAAAUACUUCAAAAUUUUAAAGCUAAGCAGAUGAAACUUAUUGAUAGGAUAAAAGAGUUAGAGGAGACCAUAUCGAAUAGUAAAAAUAAUGAUAAUCCAAGUCAGAAUGAACCUUACAUGAAGAAAACACCAAGUCAAAGUGAGGUCAACUUCCUUUUAGCCCUAAAGGAGAAGAUCAAAAUACUCCAUGCAGCGUUGAAGAAGGAAAAGGAAGAUAAAGCUAAACUAUCUGUGAAGCUAACUAAGGUUCAAACAGGUGCUGAUAGCGAACAGGAUUCCAGAUCUUCUUUUGCUAAUAGCAAUAGCCCAUUCAAUUUUAAUGAGGAACGGGCUAGAGGUUAUACUAUGCUACAUCGGUCAAGAGGUAACAGCAUGAUCGGGACUAGAAAAGACCAACAAAAUAACAGUAUGAGAAAGUCCCUUGAUGAGACCAGCUACAGACUAGAGGACAAAUAUGGAGAAAAAUUCUGGCAGAACCAAGUGCAACGAGUCAUUAAGCAAAACCAGAACUACUCGAUGCUAUACAACACAAAAUAAGCAAUUAACUGAAAAGGAAAAUUUAGAGGUAAAAUCAGAAAAUGAAAAGCUUAAGAGGCUGAACAGAGAUCUUCAGAGCCAAAUUGAGAAAAUUAAGACAGAGCUUGAUCUUUACAAGACUCAGCUGCUUCAACAGGAAGAUGGAAAGAGUCCACUUAAGAGAAAAUUUACCAUGAGACCGAAGAAGGUAUUCCAUGAACUAAAUCAAAAGACCAAAUCUGAUGGCAAACUUAUGGACAGGAAGAAGACCAUCUUACAACCGUUCCAGAGAGCUGAGACUAUAGAAGAAGAGGACUCAAGUAUACCUGCUUCCCGAAUGACCUUCUCAGCUACAAGCAGGGGAACUAUUGCUAAGGAAGUUUCAGAAACUGCCGUUACUACAGAAGAAUCUGCUCUAAAAAUUGCUCAACCAACCGAAAUUUUCCAAAAUCCUUUUAAAACUCCAUUAAAAAGUAUGGACAAAAAGAAGGCACCGGAGAGGAUAGACAUCAAGAAACCACAAACGGAACCUCCGAAGCAGACAAAAGCAGAGCCACGGUAUUUUACCCAAAAGACCUUGGCUAAUGCUGCCAAAGGUGACAAAGUUAUCAGCAUUGAAGAUCUCAACUCUGAAGACACUGUUACUAACAGAAGUGAAUAUUCAGCAGAAAAUAAAGAAGAGUUCAAAGAUCAUAAUUCUGAUUUACGUUCAGAAUCUAAGUCUGGGAAAGAGAAUCAUACUUGUAAAGGUUGUAAUCCAUUAGGGGGACUAUCUAAGAAUCACACAGAAGUGAUUCAGGAAGAGAAGGAAAUUAAAGAUACUUUUGGAGACAAGAUUAGCCGGAUAUUUGGGUUUAAGAAGAAAUCAACUCAGCUUAAAGACUUUAAAUCUCUGUCAACUUCUUCAUUCGAGAGGAAUACUAAUUGUAAGACAAAAGUUAGCCAAUCAUUAGCUGAUUAUGCUGAGAUUCAUUCAUCUCAAAUGGGAAGAAAUGAAACUCCUGAGUCAUUUCAGAGGAAACCUGGUUCAGCCUUAGAGGAUCGCAAGACUCCUUCAAGGGGAACAAGUAAUAUUAAAAACAUAAGCGAGAAUAUUGAUAGUGAUGAAGAAGGAAGUAACCAAACUCCAACAAAUCCUAUCAAAAGUAGUUUCCAACUGCAAUUAGCCGCUUCCAAAGAAGAGUGACAAAAUCUUAAAGCACCAAAAACUGCUCGGAUACAAAGACAAGGGAACUUGACUACCUACCACGAGUAUGACGAAGAGUUAGUAUUCUCCAUAAUGCAAGCAUCAAAUUACUUUUAGUGCUUAUCAACCAAAAGAGAGGCAGCUAGAUCAAUCAACACACAAAGAGACCACUCCAGGGCCUAUUCAGCCUGAGAAGAAGUUGUCUUUCUUCCAAGGGCUACAGCAGACAACUAUCAAGUCCUUUUUGUACUAA
This is a messenger RNA of Moneuplotes crassus, 2265 nucleotides long. The record is from the annotation of a GenBank genome assembly. Lineage: Eukaryota; Ciliophora; Spirotrichea; Euplotida; Euplotidae.